UUAUUUUAUUUCAUUUUUCUUCCUCUUUGUUGCGCUUACCAUCAAGGCUUUCAUAAGCAUCCUACGAAUUUUCUUAAGUCAUAUGCAUUGAUUGUAACGUAAUUCUUGACUCUGAGCAGGUUGGAACCUUGAAAAAAUUCUGCUUUUUGUUCGUGCUGCUGACAGAAGUUGGCAAUGGACAACAGAACUGGUUUUGGUGUUGUGCUUACAAUGGUGUGUGUAUUUACUGCUCUCCUGAGUACUGAUGCGGGAAAGACUCAUACGGAUUUCGUGACGACAACGAUCUCCAAUAACAAGAUUGCCAUCUUCUCCAAAUCGUAUUGCCCGUACUGUGCACGCACAAAGAAUGUUUUCAAGGAGUUAAAUGUGACACCUUAUGUUGUGGAACUUGAUCUCAGAGGUGAUGGAGGAGAAAUUCAGAAUGCUCUAAGCAAUUUAGUGGGUCGUCGUACUGUGCCACAAGUGUUCAUAGAUGGCAAGCACAUUGGUGGAUCAGAUGAUACUGUGGAGGCAUAUCAAAGUGGAACACUGGCUAAGCUUUUAGGCAUCACAGAUGAGGAGGAGCUACGUUAAGGCAUGAAGUUUUUUAAAUAUAAGUGUAAUAAUCAUGAAUUGGUCGAACUCCUGAAAGGUUACCCGGAAGUUUGUUCAACUAAAACUUAGUUGUACCAAUGCUUUUUUUCCUUUUUAAAUUUACGAAAAAUUAAAAAAUAAGAAUGCUGGUAAGUGAAAAACACAACCAAUUUUUUUCCUUAUAAAUUGGAUUAUAUAGUUAACUUUUCAAAUGCGGUGGGAUUGGCAAGCGUCAUUUUCUCUAUUGUGGCACUGUAGUUAAGAAAACAGGAGUGAAGGUGAACUAUAUGCAAUAGAAGGAUGAUUAAGCCCCAACAUUACGGUUUAUUCAAUUUUUAUAGCAGGAAUCACUCUUGUAGCCAUACCACAGUGUGAUUUGCAUUGUGUAUUGAAUCUUUUCCUGUCCUGGAUAAAUUCAGCCACAAUUAGAAAUACAUUUAUGUAGUAGAGAUAUUUGUUCAGUCGUGUGGAACAAAUGAAAUCUAUGUCAAUAUUGAUAUCAUAUAUUCUCUGGAAUGAAAUGUCACAAUAUGGUUAUAUAAUACAGA
Messenger RNA from Cryptomeria japonica (Japanese cedar), 1121 nucleotides. Its product is annotated as glutaredoxin-C4. The transcript is spliced from 4 exons. Gene Ontology annotation, biological process: cellular response to oxidative stress. The record is from RefSeq and is a predicted model, not a curated record. Gene Ontology annotation, cellular component: cytoplasm. Gene Ontology annotation, molecular function: glutathione disulfide oxidoreductase activity. The coding region runs from base 175 to 573 and encodes 132 amino acids. NCBI's taxonomy places the organism in Eukaryota, Viridiplantae, Streptophyta, Pinopsida, Cupressales, Cupressaceae.